This is a messenger RNA of Mytilus californianus (California mussel), 1775 nucleotides long. RefSeq lists its product as uncharacterized. Gene Ontology annotation, molecular function: zinc ion binding; protein binding. Lineage: Eukaryota; Metazoa; Mollusca; Bivalvia; Mytilida; Mytilidae. The transcript is spliced from 2 exons. The coding region runs from base 57 to 1736 and encodes 559 amino acids. The record is from RefSeq and is a predicted model, not a curated record.
UCUUCCUGGUACACGGAUUGAGAUAUAGCAUUUUGAAAACCUAAAUUUGAUUCAAUAUGGCAGCAUCAAGAUAUCUUUGUGGUGUCUGUACCCUCCGGCAUAUCUCCAAACCCUCCAUCGUCUGGUGUACUGAAUGUGACGAAGGAUUGUGCACGGAAUGUCAAGAACAUCAUAAUUUGUCUAAAGCUUCAAGAAACCAUGACACAAUACUAGUUACAGAAUACCAGAAAUUACCACCUGAUGUAUUAUCCAUCAGUCAAUACUGCGACAAACACAAAGAAAAAUAUCAAAUUUAUUGCAAAAAACAUGAAUGUCCUUGUUGCAGUAAUUGCAUCGUGGAAAGUCACAACGAAUGCCGAGAUAUCGUUACACUUGCUGGAGUCAUUAGGAACGUAAAGACUUCAAACGCUUUCUAUGAAAUAGAACAGAAUUUAGCGGAAGUUUUAGAAAACAUAAAAAAAAUCCGUGAAAACCGCCAAGACAACCUGAAAACAUUAUCAAAAGAGAGAGCGAUAAUUGAACGUGAAAUCGAACAGACCCGUGAAACUAUUUGCAACCAUCUUGACAAUAUGAAAAACGACAUAAUAAAGGAAUUAUACGAGGUAGAAAAACAGGAAAAUAAGGAGAUCUGUCAACUUAUAAAGAUGUUGGAAGAAAAGGAGAACAAUACAGUGGAAAGUCUGAGGAAAAUUGAAAGCAUAAGGCAACAUGCGUCAGACUUGCAGGCUUUUCUUGCUAUGAAACAAUUAGAAAAAGACGUAUUCCUGAAAGACGAAUUUCUGCAGUCACGUAGCGAUAAAGAUAUCGUAAAACAGUAUUCGUUGAUAUAUAAGCCAAAUGACACCUUAAAAACAUUUGCAUCCGAUGUAAAAGCGUUUGGUCAAGUUCUCAUUGAAACCAAACUACGCGUGGUUGCACUGACUAGGAACAAGGGAAGACAAGCUCAGAUAACGGUCCCAAACGUCGAAUCCAAGUCAAUUGAGGAAAUCAAUCUGCAACUUCACAAACAAUUAAAUCUUACUGGAAGAUACGUCUUUGGGUGUUGUGUCUUACCGAAUGGAAAAACUGCAUUUACAAAUUAUAACAACUGUGUCAUAAUUUUAAACAAAGACGGAUCUUUCGAUUCUAACGUGAAGAUACCCUAUUUUGUAUAUGAUGUAGAAUAUAUCAAUCAGGACAAUACUUUGGUUGUAACAUCUCCUUGCUCUCAUAUUACAAUUAUAGACAUGAAAGAUAAACAAGUUACAAAAAAGAUACCACUGAAUUCGGUCGCCCAUGGAAUAGCAGGAACAAAUGAUGGGCUCAUUUAUUCUGGAAGAGAAAAGGGAAUCCAAAUGAUAAGUCUACAUGACGAAUCUGUUCAGAAUAUAGUAAAAGAUGAAAUGCCUCAUUUUUGUUACGUUGCAACAUUUGAUAACAAUAUUUACCAUACAGACAGCAACAAAAACACCGUGACAUGUUAUGAUCUAAAAGGUAACAAACAAUGGGCAUUCAUGAACAAAUCUGUUUUGAAAUAUCCGACUGGUAUCUCUGUAGACAAUAAUGGGAACGUCUUCGUAGUAGGAAGAACUAGUAAUAACGUUGUAGUAAUAUCUGCUGACGGAAAACGACAUCGAGUGUUACUUUCCUCUAUUGAUGGACUUGAUAACCCAUGGUCUUUGCAUUAUGAUCGAUCGACAAAUCGGCUACUUGUUGCAAAUCAUAACGUCAAAGCAUUUGUUUAUUCAGUUGGUUGAAAAACUGGCCAUAUAGUUUAAUAAAACAAGCUUGUUAUU